GAAACAUAGCCGCAUCCAGUGAACUCUUCCCGUCCUCCGGAGUUCGGUGCUCUUGUCCUACGAAAUCCAUGCCCCGUGACCGAGAGCAAUCCCUUUCGCCGUUUACUUUACUCCUAGCACCGCGUUUUUAGUCGCCUCAUUGACGCCUUGCGAGGGCAUGUGAUAUUCCGCCGGGGUAGGGGACUCGUAGCUCGAGCGGUUCCUCUUGAGUGCUCUUUCGACAUGUCGUCAAUGUUGGAGCACUUCGAGGACCUUUGCUUCAACACUCCGUACUGGGAGUACUGGGACCACGUAGUGCACUCGUCCUUUCCGCUCGUCUUGAGGCACUUGUACGAGCAUCACCUGGUCACGAUAUGCAGCUUGGCGUUGGUGGUCCUCGCCGUCGUCUUGGGCGUCGUACUCUUCUUUAGGAAAAUAAAAAGCAGAGUGGACAGGGUCAGGGCCCAGAUGCUAGGUUCGUCGAGGCCUCGGUUCCGCAAGAGGGACAAGGUGCUUUUCUACGGCCGGAAGAUGCUGAGGAAGGUAAACUUUCUGACAGACCAGGCUUCCAGUGGAAGGACCCGCUUGCGCAAGAGGCAGAUGGUCCUCCGCUUCGCCAAAAAGCUGCUGCGCCUGAAGCGGGAGCAGCCGCUCACCCUGCAGGUGAAGGAGCCUUCCCAGGCCUUCUUAGAGGAAGACUACACGGAGCAGAUGGAGAAGCGGCUGCCUCCAGAUGUCCUCUACAUGCUGCGCAGCGUCAGGGUGUUCGGUUUCUUCGAGAAGCCCGUCUUCAUGGAGCUGUGGAAGCACAUUGAGACCAUUUUCGUCCCGCGAGGUACCAUGCUCUUCUCCCUGGGAGACAGUGACGACAGCAUCUAUGUGGUGCAGUCGGGGCGAAUCCACGUGCACAUCGUGGAACCGGACGGCACGGAGCUGACCUUCAAGGAAGUGACGGCCGGGGAGAACAUUGCCAGUCUGCUCAGCGCUCUCGUGGUCUUGACGGGCGUCCCCUCCACCUUCAAGACUGUGGCCGCCCGUGCACUCGAAGACUCUUCAGUUCUCAGGCUACGGUACGACAACUUCAAGAUCCUGCUAACCAAAUACCCAGACUCCAUGGUGCGGCUGUGCCAGAUCGUCAUGAUCCGGCUGCACAGGGUCACCUUCACGGCCCUCCACAACUACCUGGGACUCACCACCCAGCUCAUGCGCACUACGGCACCGGCCAAGCGUGCCCCAAACCUGUCGCCCAAGUCUAGCCCGUCCCGGGCUUCGAGUCGCAAGACGAGCCAAGCCAGUGGCUUUGUGAUGGCCCCGGUGUCCAUGGCCAGCUUCCCCGGUGAGAUGGUGCACCACGAGGAUCCCCUCCACGAGUCUGCCAGCCUCCCCGACACGGGCUCCUUCCACCUCUCCGACGAGAUAACGGAAACCGAGAAGUACCCCAGCGAGGAGGUGUGUGGCUCCAUCUACAGGACGCAACCUCCGACAACCGCGGCGCCCGUGGGCCGCAAGACGUCGCUGUCCUCGGAAGGAACGUCUGCGCGCAAGCCUCCGCGCAAGACGUCCUUCUACCUCGGGGAGAGCGCCCGGGCCUCCUGCUCGUCUGCCCAGGAGUACCGGGACCACCUGGAGGAGGCUGUCCAGGGAUUCAUGGCCAGGCUGGACAUUCAGGACAGCGAGCUGAUCCGCACCAAGGUGCUGGUGAAGGAGCUGAUGCCCGGCGAGUACCUGAGCAAGGAGGAGUCCGGGGAGCCCGCCAGCCUCUGCUUUAUCCUGGCCGGCGCCAUCUCCGUGUCGCAGAAGACCACUGCCAAGGACACGGAUGACAUCCUGUACGUGGCCCACGUGGGGGACAUGACGGGUGCCCUGGAGGUGCUGACGGGCGAGUCGCCCAUCUUCACCCGGCGGGCCAAAAUGCCCACCCGGGUCGGCAUGAUCGCCUCUACCCACUGCUACGAGAUCCUUCGACUGAACCCCAACGCGGUGCUGCACAUUGCGAGGACCGUGAUAGAGCGCCUGUCGCCGUUUGUGCGCCAGAUUGACUUCGCCCUCGAGUGGAUGUACAUCGAGUCUGGUCGGGCCAUUUACAGGCAGGACGAGAAGGCGGAGUCCACCUGUAUCGUCCUGAGUGGGCGGCUGCGUUCGGUGCUGACACGGGCCGACGGCAAAAAGGAGAUGGUGGGAGAGUACGGCCGGGGCGACCUCGUUGGCGUGGUGGAGCUCUUGACAGGAGCCAAACGUGCCACCACUGUCAUGGCUGUCAGGGACACCGAACUGGCGAAGCUUCCAGAGGGGCUUUUGAAUGUGAUCAAGAUAAAGUAUCCCGUGGUGGUGACUCGCCUGAUUCACCUGCUGGGCCACAGACUUCUGGGCAGCCUGCAGAGGGGAGACAAGGUCACAGCUGCCUCGAUGAUCUCCCGGCCAUCGGGCUCCAACUUCACCACAAUUGCUGUCCUGGCUGUGAACGAAGACGUGCCCCUGUCGACCUUCACCCUCGAGCUGUGCCACGCCCUGCGCAGCAUCGGUUCUGUGUUCCGGCUGACCUCUGAGCUGAUCCGGCGGCAGCUGGGGCCUUCUGCCCUGGACACGGCCAACGAGUACCGGCUGUGCAACUGGCUGGGCCAGCAGGAGGACCGGCACAAGGUGCUGCUCUACCAAUGCGACAGCCACAUGAGCUCGUGGACCCAGCGCUGCAUCCGCCAGGCAGACUGCAUUCUCAUCGUGGCCCUGGCCGACCAGGAGCCUCUUGUGGGACAGCUGGAAAAGCAGGCAGAGAGCAUAGCGCACCGCACCCAGAAGGAGCUGGUACUGCUGCACCGGGAAGGGGCGGACAAGCCGCGCAACACGGUGGCCUGGCUCAACAUGCGCUCCUGGUGCUCCUCCCACCACCACAUGCGCUGCCCCAAGCGCAUGUUCACCCGACGCUCCCCGUCCAGGAUCCUGGAGGUGUACAAGAAGGUGGAGGAGGGUGUGGUGAAUGUGCACUCCGACUUUGCCCGCCUGGCCCGCUUCUUGACGGGCACCUCGAUUGGCCUGGUGCUGGGAGGGGGCGGUGCCAGGGGUUGUGCUCACGUGGGCAUGAUCCGGGCCAUCUACGAGGCGGGCAUCCCCAUUGACAUGGUGGGCGGAGUCAGCAUCGGAUCCCUCGUGGGGGCCCUCUGGUGCCAGGAGGUGAACGUCACCACCCUCGUCCAGAAGGGGCGCCACUGGUCCAAGAAAAUGACGUCACCAUGGAGACAGCUGUGGGAUCUCACUUACCCUAUUACUGCUUGGUUCACUGGGGCGGCCUUCAACCAGACCAUCUACGACCUCUUUGGCGAGCGUCAGGUGGAGGACCUGUGGCUGCCCUACUUCACUGUCACCACCGACAUCACCAGCAGCUGCAUGAGGAUCCACCGGCACGGGUCUCUGUGGCGGUACAUUCGGGCGAGCAUGUCUCUGUCGGGCUACAUGCCUCCCAUGUGCGACCCCAUGGACGGACACUUGCUCCUGGACGGAGGAUACGUCAACAACCUGCCAGCGGACAUAAUGCGCGAGAUGAUGGGGGCGGAGACGAUCAUAGCGGUGGACGUGGGCAGCCAGGACGAGACGGACCUGACCAACUACGGAGACUCCCUGAGCGGCUGGUGGCUGCUCUUCAAGCGCUGGAACCCCCUCGCCAAGUCAGUCAAGAUCCCGAGCCUGCCGGAGAUCCAGUCGCGGCUGGCAUACGUGAGCUGUGUGCGUCAGCUGGAGGAGGUCAAGUCAAGCGACUACUGCCAGUAUGUGCGGCCGCCCAUUGACCGCUACAAGACGCUCCAGUUCGGCUCCUUCAACGAGAUCAUGGAGGUGGGCUACGUGCACGGCCGCACCCUCUUUGCCGGCAUGAAGGCCGGCCAGCACACCCUGCGCUCGGUGCUCAACCUCGAUGGAACCAGCACCGUCCAGGCCGGUAAAGAGGGCCGACCUACGACGUUCACGGACUUGGCCGAGAUGGUGUGCGCCAUCAAGCAACCUUACAAGGGGCAGCCUUCCUAUCCAGGCUCAGACGAGGAGGAUGACUACGAUUACAGCGAACAAGAAUUUGUCACGGACACCGACAAGGACGAAGAGAUGGAAGAGCUCUUGAACGCAAAUAGCCCUAACGACGCUGUCCUGGCUCAAUCCUGAAGGCAGCUUGGCCCGACACCAUAGAACAAGCCAUAUCACAGCAUGCCACGAGGCUCGCCAGAGACCCCGGGAGACUCAGUAGUCAGUGACUAAGUGCACCCCGAUUUGCCGUCUGCAGGGUCAUAUACUAAGCCCCGUGCAUGUACAGAACCUAGUCAGAAGUCAAAGUGAUGACUCUUUGCACGUCUGCGAGACAGUGCUACUAUUUAUAAUGGCUACUCCUGCGUUUUUCACAUUUGUAAAUAUAGACGGUGGUGCGCCAAGCCAGAAUCGAGCUUGUGCGUGUCAAUGCAAUUGCUCUGCAGCAGUGGCGGUCUCAAUUCUAUUUUCAUAGGUAUGCGUUUUGCUCUUUGCCUUUUAUGCGCAGAAUAAAGGCCCGAUUAUUGUUUUCCUA
Molecule: messenger RNA, 4519 nt
Organism: Ixodes scapularis (black-legged tick)
Lineage: Eukaryota; Metazoa; Arthropoda; Arachnida; Ixodida; Ixodidae
Gene: sws
Product: neuropathy target esterase sws
Exons: 31
Coding region: 223-4125 (1300 amino acids)
Biological process (GO): phosphatidylcholine metabolic process
Cellular component (GO): endoplasmic reticulum
Molecular function (GO): phosphatidylcholine lysophospholipase A1 activity
Source: RefSeq, a predicted model, not a curated record